Molecule: messenger RNA, 1566 nt
Organism: Cokeromyces recurvatus
Lineage: Eukaryota; Fungi; Mucoromycota; Mucoromycetes; Mucorales; Mucoraceae
Exons: 6
Coding region: 171-1508 (445 amino acids)
Source: RefSeq, a predicted model, not a curated record
GGGGAAAACAAGUUUUAUACAAGUACAAAUUGUUUCAUAUCAAGUUAGAUGAAACUCUAUUGCUCUUUAUUUGAAUCAAUUGUUUUUGUAAUUUUGGUCACAUUCAAGUUUAAUAAUAAUAAUUAAAAGCAGAAAAACGUUCCUCUUUUCUCUUAUAAAACUUUGCAAAUAUGUCACUUAUCAAUGAAAACAUUUCUUUGGUAGAUCCCAAGUAUAAAGACGAAAUUGCUUCUGCAAUCCUUAAUCUUCAAGAAAAACGAAUUGAUUUAAACAUAAAUUCAAUUUUAGAUGAAAUGACGGAUUUUAUUGCAAAUACAUAUACCAAUAGCGAAAAAAUGGAAACAUAUAAAAGCGUUUGGAUUAAUAGAAUUAAGUCUACAUCUAAUUUGUUAAACAUAAAAUUGACGUAUGCAAAUCCUGAAUGGGAUAAUAUCCUAUGCAGAAUAAUAGAACGCAAGUCUAGUAUGCCAUCUUUGAUUGACUUGGAGAUUAAGUCAGUAUCAACUAGUAAAAGAACCGUAGAUACAACUACUUCUAAAUCAGGUUUAAGUAUUGCUGAAAAAUCUAAAAUAAAAGAAAUGUACAAAGCCCUUGAUAAAAGUAAAAUGUGGGUACUUUCAACUGGACGACGAGUCGAAGAAGUAAUGGAGACAUUUGCUUUAAGUUGCAACUAUGAACAUCUUUCAUGUUCUUUGAUUUCGGAUGUCGAAGAUGAACACUGGUGUUCUUAUUUUAAUUAUGAUGAGUUAAAGGAAAUAAAAUCCUCAUGUUUGAAGCAAAGUCAUCAUAUACCUGAAGAGAUGGAAGUUUUUCUGAAAUCUAUUCCAAAAACAACAAGUACUGAAGAAAUUUUUGAGUACUUGAACAAGCAAAUAAUCAGCGCGAAAGAAAAAAGAAAUUUGUAUUGGGCAAAAACAUCUUUGCUUAAUGCAGCUGACUUGUUCAAUACAAAUUAUUUUACAGCAUUAGAUUUGAGUGAAAAAGAUCUUCUUCGGAGGAUGUGGUGCUUCAUCGACAACGUUUUUGACACAAGUAGUGUUAAAUUCAGAAGAAAGAAUGGAGAGAAAAAAAAUGGAGAACGGCCCGAUUUCUUGUUUCUUUGUGGUAGAUAUGAACUAGGAUGUGGGAAAAUCGAGAAGCUUGAAUCCAACUCCACAAAGGGAAUAAAUGAUAGUAGUAUUAAAUUACCAAAAACUUUGAAAGCAAUGCUUUUAAAUUUAUUUGAUCACUGCUCAAAUAUAAGGCAAGAAUUGUAUAUAAUUGGUGUCAUUAUUUCAGGUGCAAAACUAUCAUUGAAGUUUAUGGAUAAUCCUGGGGGAUAUGUUUGCCGAAUGAAACAAACAAAGGAAUAUUAUUUCCCUAAAGAAAGUGACGAAUUUCUCAAAAGAAUGAUACCUUUAGUAAGUCGGAUUUGGGAAAUGAAACUUGAUUUAGAAUGGAAUCUAAAUAUGGUGUUAGCAAGUGAUUUAGAUGAUAUGAAUGUAAAAAUCCCACCUUGUUUUUACUGAAGGAAUUACAUAAAACUGUUAAUAUCGCAAUAAAUCUUCUAACAAAUUUACAUCUUAA